AUGCAGUACCUGCAGACGAUGACUAGCCAGAGCCCAGAACAGGACAGGCUGAAUGCUUUGAAUCGCAUGCUGGACCCUGAGUGCCGGGACCCCGCUAUUAGCAGGGCCACAUUCCAAUCCACCAUGAGGGAGUGGAUUGCCCAGUGCAACCAGGAUGGCAUGCAUGAGGACGACAAACAUAUUUCAGGGGAAAACCCUUGUAAAGUGCCUAUAAAUGGGAUGGAUUUCUCUGGUCCUGAGAUCAAAACUGCCUUCUCAGAAGGAGAACAGUGUUAUUGUGACUCCAGGGAGCUGCUGGCCACUGUGGCUGAGCUGAAGCAUGCGCACCAUAGGAUGAGUAAGCAGAACAACAGCCUGUUGAGGACUGUAUCUCAGGGUGAGGACACCAACUUGCAGCUCACAGUGGAGAUCACUGAACUAAGUGCCAAGCUGGCCAGUGCCCAGCGGUCAGCAGGGAGAACCAGGUCCCUUGUGGAGGAGCUGGAGGAGGCCAGGAGAGCCCUGAGGGAGGCAAAGGAGAGAGCCAGCCGAGCCCAGGCUAGCAGCUGCAAACUGAGCAAAGAAUGUGACUGUCUGAAAGCACACAUUCAAUUGCUUGAAGAAAAGAAUGAACAACUCACACUCGAGGGGACUUGUUCUGAAGAUUGUCUCAACAAAUUGAGGAAGGUUAAUGCUGAGAUGAGGGUAGGAACUUUUGGCCAGAACAUCUCUGUCUGUCACUGAGAUAGGAGUCCAGUAAUGGAGAUCCCCUAAUUUGUUUUGCAGGAGGAACUUGAAGAGACCCUUGUCAUGCUAGCUGUAAGAGACAGGGAACUCACUAAGAAAGACAUACUUAUGGAUAAGCUGAAGAACUCUCAUCUGGAGAACCAUA
Molecule: messenger RNA, 871 nt
Organism: Coregonus clupeaformis (lake whitefish)
Lineage: Eukaryota; Metazoa; Chordata; Actinopteri; Salmoniformes; Salmonidae
Product: inositol 1,4,5-triphosphate receptor associated 2-like
Exons: 8
Coding region: 1-723 (240 amino acids)
Biological process (GO): actin filament organization; spindle assembly; telomere localization
Cellular component (GO): meiotic spindle pole; chromosome, telomeric region; meiotic nuclear membrane microtubule tethering complex
Molecular function (GO): dynein complex binding
Source: RefSeq, a predicted model, not a curated record